This is a messenger RNA of Caenorhabditis remanei, 1380 nucleotides long. RefSeq lists its product as uncharacterized. Gene Ontology annotation, biological process: adenylate cyclase-activating adrenergic receptor signaling pathway. Gene Ontology annotation, cellular component: membrane. The record is from RefSeq and is a predicted model, not a curated record. Gene Ontology annotation, molecular function: G protein-coupled amine receptor activity. Lineage: Eukaryota; Metazoa; Nematoda; Chromadorea; Rhabditida; Rhabditidae. The transcript is spliced from 11 exons. The coding region runs from base 1 to 1380 and encodes 459 amino acids.
AUGUAUCCCAACAAUUUUUUCGAAAAGUUAACCACGGGGGAUCAAAUCCUCAAAGGGAGUGCACUCUUCCUUCUGGUACUAUGGACCAUCUUUGCCAACUCCUUGGUAUUUAUAGUACUGUACAAAAAUCCACGCCUGCAAACUGUGCCCAAUCUUUUGGUCGGUAAUCUGGCAUUCUCUGAUCUGGCUCUAGGAUUAAUAGUUUUGCCAUUAUCCUCGGUAUAUGCAAUAGCUGGAGAAUGGGUAUUUCCAGAUGCAUUGUGCGAGGUUUUUGUGUCAGCCGACAUUCUAUGCUCCACUGCAUCUAUCUGGAACUUGUCAAUUGUUGGUCUAGACAGGUACUGGGCAAUUACCAGUCCAGUUGCAUAUAUGAGUAAAAGAAACAAGAGAACAGCGGGUAUAAUGAUUUUGUCGGUUUGGAUAUCCAGUGCAUUGAUCUCUUUGGCACCACUUCUCGGAUGGAAACAGACUGCACAAACACCAAACCUUAUUUACGAGAAGAACAAUACAGUUCGUCAGUGUACCUUCCUGGAUCUUCCAAGUUACACGGUGUACUCGGCAACUGGCUCGUUUUUUAUUCCUACGCUUCUUAUGUUUUUCGUAUAUUUCAAAAUUUAUCAAGCUUUUGCAAAGCAUCGCGCGCGUCAGAUCUACCGUCAGAAGGUUAUUCGCAAGCAUAUUGAGUCGACUAUUCUUCAUGAGAUUAGUCAUGUUCUGCCAACGUCAGAUGAAUUUGCCAAGGAGGAAGAGGAGGAAGAAGAUAGUGAAAGCAGUGGACAAGUUGAAAAUGGGCUGGGAAAUGGGAAUGACGCAAUUAUUGAGGAAGAUGAGUGUGAAGAUGAAGAUUCUGAUGAAAAACGAGAUGAUCAUACUUCUAUGACAACAGUGACUGCCACGGUGACUGGUCCAACUGAAGCUCCUUACAUGAAAAGGGAAGCAAAGGUGUCAAAAUCAGUGCCAAUUAGAGAAGAAUCUGCAAUUCAGAAAAGAGAAGCAAAACCUAUGAGAAGUGUUAUGGCAAUCAGUUAUGAAAAAGUGAAACGCCAUAAGAAUAGAAAGGAACGUAUCUACCGUAAGAGUCUUCAACGAAAACCAAAAGCUAUUUCUGCUGCAAAAGAAAGGCGGGGCGUGAAGGUACUUGGAAUCAUCUUGGGAUGUUUCACAGUGUGUUGGGCACCUUUCUUCACAAUGUACGUGCUGGUGCAGUUCUGCAAGGAAUGCAGUCCAAAUGCUCAUAUAGAAAUGUUCAUCACAUGGCUCGGCUACAGUAACUCCGCCAUGAACCCGAUUAUUUAUACGGUUUUCAACAGAGACUAUCAAAUUGCAUUGAAGCGACUCUUCACUUCGGAAAAGAAGCCGGGCUCAACUUCUCGUGUCUAA